AUGGAGAGUAUUGUCAAGUUUGUGGAUGAAAUCCUGAACAUGGUGGGAUCCUCUGACGAUUCCUCUCCCCUACCUCCCUUGAAGGACUACAAGAAAGAACUACAGUCACUCCAGAUUAAAAUGGAGGUAGAAAAAGAGAAAGGAAGGCUGAUGGAUGUGAUGCUGAAGGAGCUGCGUUCUGAUAAACUCCACCUGCAGCAACAAGUGGCUCACAUGGAGAAACACCUACAGCUACAGGCAGAGAAGGAGGAGAAGAAUGUCCAACAAGUCAAAUGUGAUGAUCAAAUCAAAGAGGAUGAAAAUUGCCCACUGCCACCCAUGGAUGGAUACCCACACUGUAAGGAGAAAUUGAAGUGGCUGGGGGAGAUGUGGAGGACAGACCUAUGCUACAGCAAUUAUGGGGUGAAUGGGUCUCUGUGCUCCAAAAUGAUCUACCUCAGUGAGAUAGAGUCCUGGUGUCCUGUGCUUCCAGGCCGAGUAGCUCCACUGGAAAACUCAGAGGCAGUGUCUGACCAUGCAGUGGUACGGGAAAGUCUAACAGGUCUGUAUCCAUCUCUGGAAAAGAGAGUCCAGUUCCGUUGGAUUCACCAAAGAAUUCGUAGUAUGGAAGACAUUUGGGUCAAGGCUGGACGCUCUCUGUCAGCCAAAUACAACCUCACAGAUAGGAAAGCUAAACAGAUUCUGGUACAUCCCGGAGUAGUGACAGAUGAAUCGGGUGCUAGAAUAGCAGAGGCUGCCUUCAAUGGGGGCCCUCUUGGGGAACUAGUCCAGUGGAGUGACCUCAUCUCCACACUUCACAUCCUGGGUCACCAUCUUCACCUUACUGCCUCCAUACCCGACCUCAAACAUUUUCUAGGGAUUAAGAGAGGUGGCUGCCCAACUCAUCAUACAAAAGUGGAAGCAAACCUGAUCUAUACAGAUAUUAUCGGCCUUAGACAGAUUCAGGCAACACUACAGGCAUCGUGGAUCAAAUACAGGUGUAGGAUUCGUGUGUUGGAUACUUUCGGCACUGAGCCAGACUUCAAUCAUGCAGAUUGGGCCAAGGAGCACAACCUUAAGAGUCCAUAUGGCAGCCUGAACCUGAUUCCAAUGCAGUUCUACACCAUGUUCCCUCAUACACCAGACAACACCUUUCUGGGCUUUGUGGUGCAGCACCAGCGGAGCUCUGAAGAAACUGAGCGCUUAAAGUCUACCACAAGACAAAACCAGGCACUUGUGUAUGGCAAGAGAGCCACGUUUUGGGAGGGUAAAGGGGCAUAUCUGGAUGUUAUCCACAAGUACUUGGAGAUCCAUGGGACAGUCGAUCAAAGUGCUGGGAUUCCAGACUAUGUGAAAAACCACGGCAUUAUCAGAGGCACCGAGGUUCAGGCCCUGUUGAGACAGAGCAAGGUUUUUGUCGGAUUGUCUUUCCCAUAUGAAGGCCCCGCCCCUUUGGAGGCCUUAGCCAAUGGCUGUGCUUUUCUGAACCCCAGGUUACACCCUCCGCAAAGUAGGUUGAACACCGAGUUCUUCAAGGAUAAGCCCAACAUCAGAGAGGUGACAUCCCAACAUCCUUAUGCCGAGGCCAUAGGAGAGCCCUACGUAUGGAUGGUAGAUAUGCACAACUCCACAGAUGUGGAGAGAGCUCUCACUGCUAUCCUCAAUCAGACUAUUGGGCCCUACCUUCCCUAUGAGUUUUCCUGUGAAGGGAUGCUCCAGAGGGUCAACAUCCUGAUAGAAAAACAGGACUUCUGCAAUAGUACAGGGAGCUGGCCCCCACUGAGUGCACUCCAGGUUGUGAAGGCAGAGGCGAAGACUUCCUGUAAACAGGCAUGCCAGAAGAUGGGGCUGAUCUGUGAACCUGCAUUCUUUCCACAUCUUAACAGCGCUGACAAUCAUGCCAAAUAUGGUAUAGAUUGUCAAACAUCAGAGAUUUCUGACAGUCACUUGGUGUUUCCAGCCUACAACAGCAGUAGUAAACACUGUGUGCUCCAGUCCGACCCCCUGCUCUUCAGCUGUGUGAGAUCAGACCAGUCCUUGAUUCGCAUCUGCCCCUGUAGGGACUACAUUAAGGACCAGAUAGCCUUAUGCCAGGCAUGUAUCUAA
Molecule: messenger RNA, 2085 nt
Organism: Perca flavescens (yellow perch)
Lineage: Eukaryota; Metazoa; Chordata; Actinopteri; Perciformes; Percidae
Product: alpha-1,6-mannosylglycoprotein 6-beta-N-acetylglucosaminyltransferase A
Exons: 16
Coding region: 1-2085 (694 amino acids)
Biological process (GO): protein N-linked glycosylation
Cellular component (GO): Golgi apparatus
Molecular function (GO): alpha-1,6-mannosylglycoprotein 6-beta-N-acetylglucosaminyltransferase activity
Source: RefSeq, a predicted model, not a curated record